UGACGCGGCAGCGCCGCGGCUCCUCCGCCGGCCGAGUCGCACAAUUAUGAGAAAGAGGCGCCGGGCCGAGACCGCCGCCAGCCCUGAGUCCCGGUGCGGAGCCGAACCAGCGCCGUCCUCCGCGUCCCGCGCCUCCCUUCGUCCCCGGAGCGUCGUCCUCGCCCGGCCGCUCCCCACCCAGCCCUCCGCUGCCGCCGAGCCCAGCCCCGAUAGAUGGAGACAGGCCCCGCCACCGCCGACGCCGAACCACGAGCAGGAGCUGCCCGGCGGGAGGAGAACCAGAGUCGGCGCCGAGACCCAGCCCGGCCCUGAGGAGAAUGUCCCAGAAAUCCUGGAUAGAAAAUACUUUCACGAAGAGGGAGUGUGUGUACAUUAUACCGAGUUCAAAAGACCCCCACAGAUGCCUUCCAGGAUGUCAGAUUUGUCAGCAACUUGUCAGGUGCUGCUGUGGCCGCUUGGUCAGACAACAUGCUUGUUUCACUGCCAGUCUGGCUGUGAAAUACUCCGAUGUGAAGCUGGGUGAGAGCUGCACUCAGGAAAUAGAAGAAUGGUCCGUGGAAAAACACACAGAACAGACCUCUACUGAUGCUUAUGGUGUCAUCAACUUUCAAGGUGGCUCUCAUUCUUACAGGGCUAAGUAUGUGCGAUUGUCAUAUGACACUAAGCCUGAAGCUAUUCUGCAACUUAUGCUCAAAGAAUGGCAGAUGGAGUUGCCAAAGCUUGUUAUAUCUGUCCAUGGGGGCAUGCAGAAAUUCGAACUUCACCCACGCAUCAAACAGUUGCUUGGCAAAGGUCUUAUCAAAGCUGCAGUGACCACAGGGGCCUGGAUUAUAACUGGAGGAGUGAACACAGGUGUUGCAAAACAUGUUGGUGAUGCUCUAAGAGAACACGCUUCCAGAUCAUCUCGAAAGAUUUGCACUAUUGGGAUUGCUCCGUGGGGAGUGAUUGAAAACAGAAACGACCUUGUUGGAAGAGAUGUGGUUGCUCCAUAUCAGACCUUGUUAAAUCCAUUAAGUAAACUAAACGUCCUAAAUAACCUCCAUUCCCAUUUCAUUCUGGUGGAUGAUGGAACAGUUGGAAAGUAUGGAGCAGAAGUUAAACUGCGAAGAGAACUGGAAAAAACUAUUAAUUUGCAACGGAUCCAUGCAAGAAUUGGCCAAGGUGUGCCUGUGGUGGCACUUGUGUUUGAAGGUGGCCCCAAUGUCAUCCUCACAGUUCUGGACUUCCUUCAGGAGAGCCCCCCAGUGCCUGUGGUGGUGUGUGAAGGAACUGGCAGAGCUGCAGACAUCCUGGCCUAUGUUCACAAGCAGACAGAGGAGGGGGGGAAUGUUCCUGAGGGUGCUGAGCCUGAAAUCAUUUCAACCAUCAAAAAGACAUUUAACUUUGGUCAAAGUGAAGCAGUUCAUUUGUUUCAGACACUGCUGGAAUGCAUGAAAAAAAAAGAACUUAUUACAGUAUUUCAUAUUGGGUCAGAUGAGCAUCAGGACAUUGAUGUUGCAAUACUUACAGCUUUGUUAAAAGGCACGAAUGCAUCUGCAUUUGACCAGCUUGUUCUUACACUUGCCUGGGACAGAGUUGACAUCGCCAAAAAUCAUGUUUUUGUUUAUGGGCAACAAUGGCUGGUUGGCUCCCUGGAACAGGCUAUGCUGGAUGCCCUUGUGAUGGACAGAGUUGCAUUUGUGAAACUUUUGAUUGAAAACGGAGUAAGCAUGCACAAAUUUCUUACAAUUCCCAGGCUGGAAGAACUUUAUAACACAAAACAAGGCCCAACUAACCCAACACUCUUUCAUCUUGUUCGGGACGUCAAACAGGGAAAUCUUCCUCCAGGAUAUAAAAUCAACCUGAUUGAUGUGGGACUGGUUAUUGAAUAUCUGAUGGGAGGCACCUACAGAUGCACGUACACGAGGAAACGCUUCAGAGCGAUAUACAACAGCCUCAGCGGGAACAAUCGGAGAUCUGGGCGAAAUCCUUCAAGUACCACUCCUCAGAUGUGUAAAAGCCAUGAGUCUUUUGGUAACAGGGCAGACAAGAAAGAAAAAAUGCGCCAUAAUCAUUUCAUCAAAACCGCGCAGCCGUACAAACCAAAGAUUGACACUGGUGCAGAAGAGGGAAAAAAGAAAAGAACCAAAGAUGAAAUAGUUGACAUAGACGACCCUGAAACGAGACGUUUUGCUUAUCCUCUGAACGAGCUGUUGCUGUGGGCAGUGCUGAUGAAGAGGCAGAAGAUGGCCCUGUUCUUCUGGCAGCACGGCGAGGAGUCCAUGGCCAAAGCGUUGGUGGCUUGCAAAGUCUACCGGUCCAUGGCUUAUGAGGCGAAACAAAGUGACCUUGUUGAUGAUACUUCAGAAGAACUGAAACAGUAUUCCAAUGAGUUUGGUCAGCUGGCAGUUGAGCUGUUAGAGCAGUCCUUCCGACAAGAUGAAACUAUGGCCAUGAAGUUACUGACUUACGAGCUUAAGAACUGGAGCAACUCCACGUGUCUGAAGCUGGCCGUGUCCUCGAGGCUCCGUCCGUUUGUGGCACACACUUGCACACAGAUGUUGUUAUCGGAUAUGUGGAUGGGAAGGCUGAACAUGAGGAAGAAUUCAUGGUACAAAGUGAUACUGAGUAUUCUACUCCCUCCUGCUAUAUUGCUGUUGGAAUAUAAGACCAAGGCUGAAAUGUCACACAUUCCUCAGUCUCAAGAUGCCCAUCAAAUGGCAAUGGAUGACAGUGAGAACAACUUCCAGACUGCAGCAGAUGAAAUACCUAUGGAGGUUUUUAAGGAAGUGAGGAUCUUGGACAGUACUUUCGAAAAGCAUGACAUGGAGACUCCAGCAAAACCUAAAAGACUCCCAAUUACACAGAAGUUUUAUGCAUUUUAUCAUGCUCCAAUCGUGAAGUUUUGGUUUAAUACAUUGGCAUACUUAGGAUUCCUCAUGCUCUACACAUUUGUGGUUCUUGUAAAAAUGGAAGAAUUACCAUCUGUUCAGGAGUGGAUUGUUAUUGCUUAUAUUUUCACAUCAGCAAUUGAGAAAAUUCGUGAGAUUUUUAUGUCAGAGGCUGGGAAGAUUAAUCAGAAGAUCAAAGUGUGGUUCAGUGAUUACUUCAAUAUCAGUGACACAGUUGCCAUUGUCACUUUCUUCAUCGGGUUUGCGUUAAGAUUUGGAGCCAAGGGGAAUUUUGGAGAAAACACUUACAGAGAAAAUUACGUCUUUGUUGCUGGAAGAAUAACAUACUGUCUCAAUAUAAUUUUUUGGUAUGUGCGAUUACUGGAUUUUCUAGCUGUAAAUCAACAGGCUGGCCCUUAUGUUAUGAUGAUUGGGAAAAUGGUGGCCAACAUGUUUUACAUUGUGGUGAUUAUGGCACUUGUACUACUUAGUUUUGGUGUUCCCAGGAAGGCAAUACUGUAUCCUGAUGAGGCACCCUCUUGGACUCUUGCUAGAGAUAUUGUGUUUCAUCCAUACUGGAUGAUUUUUGGUGAAGUCUAUGCCUAUGAAAUUGAUGUGUGUGCAAAUAAUUCUGAUGAAAAGGUUGCUCAUCUCUGUGGCCCAGGAACAUGGUUGACCCCGUUUCUUCAAGCUGUCUACCUCUUUGUACAGUACAUAAUCAUGGUUAAUCUCCUGAUUGCAUUUUUCAACAACGUGUAUUUACAAGUCAAGGCAAUUUCAAACAUCGUGUGGAAGUAUCAGCGCUAUCAUUUCAUUAUGGCCUACCAUGAAAAACCUGUUCUGCCUCCACCACUGAUCAUUCUUAGCCACAUGGCUUCCCUGUUCUGCUGUAUAUGUAAAAGAAGAAAGACAGACAAGGCUUCAGAUGGGCCAAAGCUCUUCCUGACAGAAGAAGAUCAGAAGAAACUUCAUGAUUUUGAAGAGCUGUGUGUUGAGAUGUAUUUCAAUGAAAAGGAUGAUAAAUUUCAUUCUGGAAGCGAGGAGAGGAUUCGAGUCACAUUCGAACGGGUGGAACAAAUGUGCAUUCAGAUAAAGGAAGUUGGUGAUCGUGUCAACUACAUUAAAAGGUCAUUACAGUCUUUAGAUUCACAGAUUGGCCACCUCCAGGAUCUGUCUGCUCUAACUGUGGAUACUCUGAAAACCCUGACAGCCCAGAAAGCUUCAGAAGCCAGCAAGGUUCAUAAUGAAAUCACCCGGGAAUUGAGCAUUUCAAAACAUUUGGCACAAAAUCUCAUUGAGGAUGGCUCUCUCAGAUCAUCUGUGUGGAAAAAGCACAGCAUUGGAAAUGUCUUUGGCUCUUUUCCACAAGGAGGCCUUGAGAGUAAUAACGCUUUACUCUGUAACAUUUCCAUCCGUGAUGACAAAGAAGUCCAGCAUAAGACAAUUGGUCAGGAGUUGGCUCUGGCUCCCCGAAGAGAAGAAAAAAACUACCAAGAGGCAGGUUCCUCAGGCAGUGCCUUAUUUUCAAAUGCUGUUUCCCCUCCAGAACUUCGCCAACGAGUACAGGCUGCAGAGAUCUCAAAAGCUAAUAAAAGUAAAAAAUUAGGCAACUCAUCCAACAGCAUGCCACAUGUAACAUCCCCAACAACAAAGUUUUUUGUUAGCACUCCAUCUCGACCCAGUUGCAAAAGUCAGCUGGAUUCUUCAGCAAAGCAUGAAGAGACUGUUUUCUCUAAGGCUACAGAAGGAGAUAAUAAUGUAGAAUUUGGUGCAUUUGUGGGUCACAGAGACAGCAUGGACCUGCAGCGGUUCAAAGAGGCAGCCAGCAAAAUGAGGGAAAGAAGUGCUGAUAUUGAGGAGCAGCAGGAAGACUUCAAAAAAGCUAUAUUGGAGGGUAUAGAGACAACCAGACUUCAAGGUCUCCAGACUGACAGUGGUCUGCAACAGUCCAGUUCCUGUGGUGGAUUCACGGACCCUCUGACAGCCCACUCAGAGCAGCUGUACAGCAAGAGCAGGAGAGCAUCCAGUGAAGACACGCAGCAAGUUGACUCUAAAGCAGCCUUACUGACGGAUUGGCUACAAGGCAGACCUUCAAAUAGCAGUCAAAUGCCGUCAGAAGAAGAUGCAUUGAAUGGCAUUGCUUCUCCUUUCAAGCCUAUCAUGGAUAUCAACUACUAUUACUCAGCUGUAGAAAGAAAUAACCUGAUGAGAUUAUCACAGAGCAUUCCAUUCACUCCUGUGCCUCCAAGAGGUGAACCGGUCACUGUGUACCGCCUUGAAGAGAGCUCGCCCAGCAUCCUGAACAACAGCAUGUCCUCCUGGUCACAGCUGGGGCUCUGUGCUAAAAUUGAAUUUUUAAGUAAAGAGGAGAUGGGAGGAGGCUUACGUCGAGCUCUCAAAGUUGUGUGCACGUGGUCAGAAUACGACAUCCUGAAAUCGGGACAUCUGUAUAUCAUCAAGUCUUUUCUUCCUGAAGUUGUGAAUACUUGGUCAAGCAUUUAUAAGGAGGACACUGUGUUGCACUUGUGCUUGAGAGAAAUUCAGCAGCAGAGAGCAGCACAGAAGCUCACCUUUGCAUUCAACCAGAUGAAGCCCAAAUCCAUCCCAUACUCUCCAAGGUUCUUGGAAGUUUUCCUGUUAUAUUGCCAUUCUGCUGGUCAGUGGUUUGCAGUUGAAGAGUGUAUGACUGGAGAGUUUAGAAAAUAUAAUAACAAUAAUGGGGAUGAAAUAAUCCCAACUAACAUGCUGGAGGAGGUUAUGCUGGCCUUCAGCCACUGGACCUAUGAGUAUACCAGAGGAGAACUGUUGGUAUUGGAUCUGCAAGGUGUUGGUGAAAAUUUGACAGAUCCCUCUGUGAUAAAAGCUGGGGAGAAAAGGUCAUACGAUAUGGUGUUUGGCCCAGCCAAUCUGGGAGAGGAUGCAAUAAAAAACUUCAGAGCAAAGCACCACUGUAAUUCCUGCUGCAGGAAACUGAAACUUCCUGAUCUGAAGAGGAAUGACUACACACCUGACAAGAUCAUAUUUCCUCAGGACGAUGCCCCUGAAUUGACGAUUCAGCCUGGAAGCUGCACCAAAGAUUCUGACCCGGCCAAUUCUAUUCGUCUGAUGCUCUGAUGAUGUGACCAACUCAGUGGCUUCAUUCAAACUUCGUGGAACCUCACAAAGUUGUCACUUACCUUUCCCUCACUAUAAUGAAAAGAAAGACUUGUCAAAACAAGGAUUACUGUCUUAUAAGUGGAAUUUUGGCUGGUCCAUAAUCUGCGGAUUUUAUGACUUGUGAUAACCAUCUACAGAGCAGCGUGGCAGCUGAUCCUUCUAAAGGUGGAAUAAUGACAAGUAUUUAAGAUGUGUUUUUAAAGGGGCUUUUUAAGCAGAAAGUUUUAUUUUUUUUUUAUUUUGGUUUAGUGGAGGAUUUUCUUCCUGUAGUCCUGUGGUGGGAAAUAUGCCUUCCACCAAAAGGAUUUUGGUAGUUGAUGUUUUGAGGUAAAGCAUUUGUCUUACUGUCAAUGAGCAAAACCAGGAGAAAGCACCUACCUCUGUAAUGCCAGAGUAUUCUUAGAGUGUUUUCAGAAGUGUUCCACUAAUAUUUUCUCACCAGGUGUCUUUUAAUCUAGCCUUUUGAAGAGGACAGAGCCAAAUGAGGUGUAUAUAGGAUGCCAAUAGACUGAAGUUGAAGGUAGGAACUUGAUCUGUUCCACAAGAGAGAGAGUCUCCUGAAUCAGGAUUCUUUCAGCUUCAUGACUGUAAAACUGGGCUUGGUUGCUUUUGUUUUGUGAAAUAGAGCCUGAAUUGUGCAUAAUGAAAUUUCUUGUUUUACACAUUUCAAUUUUAUCAAGUCACUGUCAAAUAGUAAGAAAGCCAUGAUAGACUGGUAUAAUCAUAUUUAAUAGAAGAAUUAGUUUGUGCUGGUCCAAAUAAGUUGCCUUGUAAGAACACAAGUUGGAAGUGCUUUCCCUUGUAUGUACGUAGUGACUGCUUCAGAAGUUCUGCCUUCCAAAGAUCUCCUAAAACCAGUAUAUCGAAACCGAAUGUACACAUAACUUGUAAAUGUAUUUAAAAUUGUGUAGAAAACAUCUUUAAUGUUAUGUUGUUUGUGGUACUUACUUAAGAGAGACUAGGGUUGGAUUAGCAUUGUGUAAAGUACGGGAGAUUGCAAUGCACCUUCAUGCCAAUAAAAUGUAAUUUAACUGUCCCAAAUAUUGUUGAGCAUUCAGCAAGAAAAGAACCUGUUGUCCAACUGAAGUUUCAUGCUGCGAUUUUUUUUUUUUUUUGUUACAUAGGUACUAAUUUGUAAUUUUUAAUUAAAAGGGCAGUAUAUAGCUCUAUAAAUUUUUUAUUCAGUAGUGUAUCUUAUAGAUACAGACCUAAGGCACGAACACAAUAGUUGUUUAAAUGGUGUUUUAUGUUUGAUGGGGAAAGGUAAAAUGUUAUAAGGAUAUAAUACUGUAUACAUUUUGUAUAUCAUUAAAUCUUUAAAGAAUCUAAAAUAAAUUUAUUCUUGUUUACAGA
Messenger RNA from Passer domesticus (house sparrow), 7379 nucleotides. It is a transcript of the gene TRPM7, whose product is annotated as transient receptor potential cation channel subfamily M member 7. Gene Ontology annotation, cellular component: plasma membrane. The transcript has 40 exons. Bases 318 to 5984 code for a protein of 1888 amino acids. NCBI's taxonomy places the organism in Eukaryota, Metazoa, Chordata, Aves, Passeriformes, Passeridae. Gene Ontology annotation, biological process: calcium ion transport; protein tetramerization; protein phosphorylation. Gene Ontology annotation, molecular function: calcium channel activity; protein serine/threonine kinase activity; ATP binding. The record is from RefSeq and is a predicted model, not a curated record.